AUGAUUCUUCGUCGAAUGUUCCCCUUACUUUGCUUGGUCGUGUUAACGACGUUCGUUUUCAGUGAGUGUAGUGCCAGUUUAUUUAAACGCCGAGUUCAAUCCGUUUCAGCCCGUAACUUGUUUAAUAGUUGGCGUAAGAAAGAUGCCAAUACGGAUAGGCUAUCACCCGGCCAACUGCUCAAAAACUGGCGUAGCAAAUCAAAAGGAAAAGGUAGUGUCGACAAGCUUUCAGCCGGCCAGUUGCUCAACGGCUGGAGAAGGAAAGCGAGUUCCGGUGGUGACACAAUAUCACCUGGCCGGCUGUUACAAGGUUGGCGAAGAAAUGUGGAAGUACAAGAAGCCAAUCGUCUACCUCAAAAUGUCGAAACCUUUUUUACAACACCGGAUAUUAUCAGGAAUCGGGGCUACCCUGUCGAAAUUCAUCACGUGACCAGUGAAGACGGGUACAUUUUGGAACUGCAUCGAAUUCCGGCCAUACUGUCGACGGACGGCACUCAUGGGAAGGCCGUUUUCCUGCAACACGGAGUGCUGGAAGCUUCCAGCACUUGGUUCGUCAAUCCUUCCAAUCGUUCACUCCCGCUAUUAUUGGCGGACAAGUCGUAUGACGUGUGGUUAGGCAAUUUCAGGGGCAAUCGCUAUUCGAGGAGACACGUCAAAUUCGAUCCCAGACAAACUGAUUUUUGGAGAUUCAGCUGGGAUGAAAUAGGAACGUUUGACAUCCCAGUCGUAAUAAAUUACAUCCUGUCUGUGACGGGCCUUCCAACUUUGUCUUACAUCGGACACUCGUUGGGAUGCGGAGUUUUCUUCAUCGCCAUGGCCAAACACCCGGAACUCAACGCUAAAAUCGACACCAUGGUUGCUCUUGCGCCGCUUUCGUCUUUUGCCCAUUUCACCACAGGAAUUUUUCGUAAAUUGUCUCCGUAUGGAAAUGCCAUAGAGACUUUCCUGCGGACGGUUGGAACUUGGGGAUGGCUCGACAGCGAAGGUGUAGGCGACAUUCUUCUGCAACGGAAGUGCGCACAGACUUAUCAACAAGCGAAGCGUUGCCUAAAGGCAUUAAAUAUAAUUAUGGGAUCGAACCCUGAGAAUUUGCAACUUGAGUUAAUGCCGUUGGUCAAAGCCAAUCUUUUGCACGGAACGUCCGUCCCUGUGAUAGCGCAAUUUGCCCAGAAUUACCUGGCAGGUGAAACGUUUCAGGCUUACGAUUUCGGACGCAAAGGUAACGUCAUUCGCUACGGAUCGAUCAAGCCUUUGGCGUACGCCCUAAAAAACAUUACUGCACCGGUCUACAUCUAUUCAGGAGGAGCUGAUCGGUUAGUAACCCCGCAGGAUGUGGACUGGCUUCUGACUCAACUUGGAAACAUAAAACGCUCCGUUCGCAUUCAAACUUACAACCACGGAGAUUUCCUAUGGGGAACGGAUGUCAACGAAAUGCUUUACAACAGCGUCCUGGCUGAUUUACCGCCACCGUAGUCAAAAUCGCGAUCUAAGCACAACAAAUUAUCACACGCACGCAAAAUACACAAUAUUUAUUAUCAAGAAUAGGACGAAUGCAUUUUAAAGUUUAAGCGCGCUUUUAUAAAUUGCAAGUGUUGGCAGUGACUCAGAAACUAUUAACCCAUUUGAUAUUCACCUUAAAAAAGCUGCUGGCAGACACAGAUGGAACAGGUUUGCUGCGAGGCAAAGGGUCAGACGUGCGCAAGAAUAGCAUUUCAUUCUGACAUGUUCAACAACAUAUCCGGCUUUCAGAUAAUCGAUGGACAACCGCAAACUUGUUUUCUUCGAGAGGAAAAUGCUUUUUUUUACAUAACUCUAUGCAAAUGAACGUUUUGACUGCUGACCCCAUUUUUUGCUGAAUCUCAACUAUUCCAAAGCCUUGGCAUUUGGCGUUUAAUGAGUUUGUAAUACACAGGGUCUGGAACUA
Molecule: messenger RNA, 1924 nt
Organism: Daphnia magna
Lineage: Eukaryota; Metazoa; Arthropoda; Branchiopoda; Diplostraca; Daphniidae
Product: lipase 3
Exons: 11
Coding region: 1-1473 (490 amino acids)
Biological process (GO): lipid metabolic process
Source: RefSeq, a predicted model, not a curated record